Eutrema salsugineum is the source of this 3569-nucleotide messenger RNA. Its product is annotated as glutamate receptor 3.6. The record is from RefSeq and is a predicted model, not a curated record. Gene Ontology annotation, cellular component: plasma membrane. The transcript is spliced from 7 exons. Gene Ontology annotation, molecular function: ligand-gated monoatomic ion channel activity; signaling receptor activity. NCBI's taxonomy places the organism in Eukaryota, Viridiplantae, Streptophyta, Magnoliopsida, Brassicales, Brassicaceae. The coding region runs from base 735 to 3425 and encodes 896 amino acids.
UUUUUUUUUUUUUUUGAAUAAUUUUAAUUUCUUCCAUUUCCUUGUUAACACAGAGCAAGUGUAUACAGAAGUUAUAGCGAAAAUGAAGGGUGUGUCGGUGUUUUACCCUCAAACAAACCCAUUGUUUUGCGUCGGCAUCUUCACCGAGACUCAGUGGAGUUUUGAUUAGCCUUUGAAUCAAUUUCCAAAUCCCUAUUGACAAUUUCAUUUGGUACACUUUCAAUUUUCAUUGCUUUUUCGAUUUUUUUUUUUUGUUUUCCAAUGAACAGAGGAUAAUUAGACUGUGAUUUUGUGAAUUUGGGUCUCUAUCCUAGUGGAAUUAGGCGUCAAGAAAUUUGGAAACUAUCGCUUUUAAGGAAUAAAAAAACAAGAAGCAAGCGUUGACUUGAGUGGUCUAUUUUUUUUUUUUUUUUUUUUUGGGCACUAACUCGAAGGCGCAAGAGCUGAGAUUUUUUUCCAGUGUCUAAAGUCCGAGUGGUGUUUUUGGUAAAAGGAGUUUCUUGAUUUAAUGUGGAAGUAAUCAUAUGAGGAAGAGAGUGGGCUGGGUAAAGAUUCAUCAUUGAUACAGUGAUAGCUCCACUGAGACAAAAGGAUAUAUCAUAUGAGUGAGUGAGAGUUGAAUCUAUGACCACCAUUCUCAAAGGACCUCCACUUUCUAGAUUAUUUAAGAGGCACUCAAUCACUCGCUUCACCAUUUCCUCAAAAGCGACAGGAAGCUGCUGAAAUUUGAGAAGAUGAAGUGGCUUCUGCUUUUGCUCAUCGUCUGCGAUGCAGUUCCUCUACAAGGACUCACCACAAAUGUCUCUGCGAGGCCCCAAGUUGUGAACAUCGGUUCGGUUUUCACAUUCACUUCUCUCAUUGGUAGAGUCAUCAAAGUUGCUAUGGAAGCCGCUGUUGAAGACGUGAAUGCCAACCCCAGCGUUCUUAACAACACUCAACUCAGGAUCAUCAUGCAUGACACCAAAUUCAAUGGAUUCAUGAGCAUCAUGGAACCUCUGCGAUUCAUGGAAUCUGAGACAGUGGCAAUAAUAGGGCCUCAGAGAUCAACAUCCGCUCGAGUAGUAGCUCAUGUUGCAUCAGAACUAAAGAUUCCUAUACUAUCCUUCACUGCCACAGACCCUACCAUGUCUCCUCUGCAAUUCCCUUUCUUCAUCAGAACUUCACAAAAUGAUCUCUAUCAGAUGGCCGCCAUAGCAGACAUUGUUCAUUUCUAUGGUUGGAGAGAGGUGAUAGCAAUAUAUGCGGAUGAUGAUUAUGGCCAAAAUGGUGUAGCUGCCUUGGGAGACAAGUUAGCUGAGAAGCGCUGCAGAAUCUCAUACAAAGCAGCUUUGCCUCCUGAACCUACCAGAGAGAACAUCACUAACUUGCUGAUUAAGGUAGCUUUGAGUGAGUCAAGGAUCAUUGUUGUUCACGCUUCUUUCAUCUGGGGCUUAGAGGUUUUCAAUGUGGCACAGUAUCUUGGUAUGAUGAGCACUGGUUACGUGUGGAUUGCCACCAAUUGGCUUUCAACUAUCAUAGAUACAGACUCUCCUCUUCCCUUGGACACGAUAAAUAACAUUCAAGGGGUCAUUACACUGCGGAUAUACACUCCUGACUCUGUCAUGAAGAAGAACUUCACUCAAAGGUGGCAUAAUUUAACUCAUGUUGGACUGAGCACUUAUGGACUUUAUGCUUAUGACACUGUCUGGCUGCUUGCUCAUGCCAUUGAUGAUUUUUUCCGCAAAGGUGGAAACGUUUCCUUUUCAAAGAAUCCGAUUAUAUCUGAUCUUAGGGGUGGAAACUUGCAUCUUGAUGCUCUGAAAGUAUUUGAUGGAGGAAAUACGUUUCUUGAGAGCAUCUUACAGGUUGAUAGAAUUGGCUUAACUGGUAGGAUGAAGUUUACUAGGGACAGGAACCUUGUAAAUCCAGCGUUUGAUGUGCUUAAUGUCAUUGGGACUGGUUACAGGACCAUUGGUUACUGGUACAAUCAUCUAGGCCUGUCUGUGAUGCAGCCUGACGAGUUGGAGAACACAUCUUUAUCGAGACAGAAGCUUCAUAGUGUUGUCUGGCCAGGACAGACAACACAAAAUCCUCGUGGAUGGGUGUUCUCAAACAAUGGAAGGCAUUUGAGGAUUGGAGUACCAAAUCGUUACAGAUUCGAAGAGGUGGUCUCAGUUCAAAGCAACGGGAUCAUCACUGGCUUUUGUGUUGAUGUCUUUGUUGCCGCUCUCAGCUUAUUGCCUUAUGCAGUACCGUUUGAGCUUGUAGCUUUUGGUAAUGGUCAUGAUAAUCCAAGUAACUCUGAGCUAGUCCGCUUGAUAACAGCUGGGGUCUACGAUGCAGGUGUUGGUGAUAUCACCAUUAUAACAGAGAGAACCAAAAUGGCAGAUUUUACUCAGCCGUAUGUGGAGUCAGGGUUAGUGGUUGUGGCUCCUAUCCGGAAGUUGGGUUCUAAUGCUAUGGCGUUCUUGAGGCCGUUCACUCCCCAAAUGUGGCUUAUUUCAGCUUUCUCUUUCCUCAUAGUCGGUGCAGUCAUUUGGUUUCUGGAACACAAACACAACGACGAGUUUCGAGGCCCUCCUCGUAGACAAGUCAUCACUACUUUCUGGUUCAGCUUUUCAACACUUUUCUUCUCCCAUAGAGAGACGACCAUCAGCAACCUUGGACGAAUAGUGUUGCUAAUAUGGCUAUUCGUAGUUCUCAUAGUCAACUCAAGCUAUACUGCAAGCCUCACAUCAAUCCUCACAGUUCAUCAACUGUCUUCGCCAAUCAAAGGCAUAGAAACUUUGGAAACAAACAAUGAUCCUAUUGGGUAUCCACAAGGCUCUUUUGUCAGAGACUAUUUGGUUAACGAGCUCAGAAUCCAUGAGUCAAGACUGGUCCCUCUUCGGUCUCCAGAGGAAUAUGAGAAGGCCUUGAGAGAUGGUCCAGGAAAAGGUGGCGUUGCUGCUGUUGUUGAUGAACGUGCUUACAUAGAGCUUUUCCUUUCAAACCGAUGUGAGUUUGGCAUAGUUGGCCAAGAGUUCACAAAAAACGGAUGGGGAUUUGCUUUCCCACGUAACUCACCUUUGGCAGUUGAUGUUUCAACGGCGAUUCUGCAGCUAUCAGAAAAUGGAGAUUUGCAGAGAAUACGAGACAAAUGGUUGCUACGGAAAGCUUGCUCCUUGCAAGGCGCAGAGAUAGAAGUGGAUAGGCUUGAGCUAAAGAGCUUUUGGGGAUUGUUUGUGGUGUGUGGACUGGCAUGCGUUCUUGCUCUUGCAGUGUAUACAGUAUUGAUGAUACGUCAGUUCAGACAUCAUUCUCCUGAUCAUCAAGAACCAGAGGGCUCCAUAAGGAGAAGAAGCUCACCAUCUGCACGUAUCCACUCUUUUCUCUCCUUUGUCAAAGAGAAAGAAGAAGACAUUAAGGCUCGGUCCUCUAGAGAAAGGCAGCUUGAAGAUAACUAAAUAAAUGGUGGUGCAACUAAAGUAUUUCAAGACCACAUAAUGGCUCUAGUAUGUACUUUCCCCUUUUGUUGCUACAUUUGAGAUCAAACUCUGUUUUGUAUUUGUAUUUAAUCGCAUGGUGGCUUUGAUUAAUAAAAACUCUGC